Clarias gariepinus (North African catfish) is the source of this 1452-nucleotide messenger RNA. It is a transcript of the gene tmem120ab, whose product is annotated as transmembrane protein 120Ab. Gene Ontology annotation, biological process: fat cell differentiation. The coding region runs from base 148 to 1170 and encodes 340 amino acids. NCBI's taxonomy places the organism in Eukaryota, Metazoa, Chordata, Actinopteri, Siluriformes, Clariidae. The record is from RefSeq and is a predicted model, not a curated record. Gene Ontology annotation, cellular component: membrane. The transcript is spliced from 12 exons.
UUCACUAAAGCUGGUUUAUCCAGAAUGACUGUGGAGAAAUUCAGUUUUUAGAAAUGAUUUUAAAUUAACACUUCUUCCAAAAUAAUCAUAAAUACCACCCUGGUUGUUCUUUUCCUUUAUUUUUGUGCCAUUUGAAAGAAGCCUCAAAUGUCUUCCAAAUUAAAAGAAACCCUUAAAGAAUGGAAUAGUCUGGAAACGGAUUUCCAACAACUCCAGGAGACCCAUCGUCUUUAUCUGCAGAAGCUGGAGGAAGUCUCCAAGCUCCAGAACAGCUUCGCUGCCUCUAUAACUCACCAGAGGAAGCGCUUAAAGGACAUAUCUCAGUCUCUGAAGACAUACAGUAAAGGAUUAACAGAAGAGGAAACCAACUGUGUGGAAGAAAUUAACAGACACCUUCGGGAAUGGCCUGCUGUUUUCCUUCAGAUGGAGGCCUUCCUUCCUAAGAAAAAUGGGAUAUAUCUCAGUCUUGUGCUUGGGAAUGUGAACGUCAAUCUUCUAAGCAAGCAGUUGAAGAGUGCCUACAAAGAUGAAUAUGAGAAAUUUAAGCUAUAUGUGACUGUAAUCCUGUUCCUGCUAGGAUUCAUCUGUCAGUUUUUAGCCACCUACAGAUUUGUGGAUGCACUAGUGAACUUUGUCUUGGUUUGGUACUACUGCACUUUAACUAUUCGUGAGAGCAUCCUCAUCAGCAACGGAUCCAGGAUUAAGGGCUGGUGGGUGUUCCAUCACUACAUCUCAACCUUUCUCUCUGGGGUCAUGCUGACUUGGCCUGAUGGUGAGCUGUACCAGAUGUUCAGGAACCAGUUUCUCGCCUACUGCAUGUAUCAAAGCUUUCUGCAAUUCCUUCAGUACUACUAUCAAAGUGGAUGCCUUUAUAGACUGAAGGCUUUAGGGGAAAGACACAACAUGGAUUUGACAGUGGAAGGAUUUCAGUCAUGGAUGUGGCGAGGACUGACCUUUCUGCUACCCUUUCUGUUCUUUGGUCAUUUCUGGCAGCUUUUCAAUAGCAUCUCUCUGUUCAGAAUGGCUCGACUUCCUGAGUGUAAGGAGUGGCAGGUUUCUAUGUGUGGGAUUUGCUUCAUGGUUUUAUUUACAGGCAACUUCUUCACUACACUUGCAGUAGUACGUCACAAGCUGAAAAACCAGAGCUAUGGAAAAAGCAAAGUUCCAUAAACUUGGACGUUAUUGAUGUCCAUUAUUCAUAAUUUAUGCAUUCACAGUACAUUUUGGACAUAAGGCCGUAUGUGAAAAUCUAUAAAAUUGAUACUGCAAAAUAAAAGCUCAUGAACUGGUCAACCCUAUGACUUUCUAGUCUGUGCAGUGGUGGCAAACUUUACUGAGGCAAAAGUAAAAUUCAAUAGUUUAAUAACAUUCUAAUUUUUUUAAACUAAUGACAAUCAGGAUAAUAAGAAUAAUUUGUCAUUUUAUGUAAUAAAAUUUAUAUACAACAAUCAA